AUGGCCACCAUUUUUCCUGAAGGUCCCAUCACGAUCUACGGAUUGGGUGGUGGAACAACUGUACAUCUGAUCCUUGACGUGUGGCCUUCUUUACAGCUUGAAGGUUGGGAGAUUGAUGAAACAUUAAUUGAUAAAGCAAGAGAAUAUUUUGGGCUAUCCAAUCUUGAGAUGUGUAAUGAAGUUGGUGGUGGGCUUCAAGUUCACAUUGGUGAUGUCUUUUCACCUGAACAGCAUCAUCCUUCAAGCUAUGCUGGCAUUGUCAUUGACUUGUUCUCUGAUGGAAAGGUGUCGCAGUUGCAAGAGGUGACUAAAUGCCCCAAACCAGAGAACAAUAACCUCUAG
Messenger RNA from Hibiscus syriacus, 342 nucleotides. RefSeq lists its product as uncharacterized. Lineage: Eukaryota; Viridiplantae; Streptophyta; Magnoliopsida; Malvales; Malvaceae. The record is from RefSeq and is a predicted model, not a curated record. The coding region runs from base 1 to 342 and encodes 113 amino acids. The transcript has 5 exons.